Vespa crabro (European hornet) is the source of this 5357-nucleotide messenger RNA. RefSeq names its product TBC1 domain family member 16 (gene TBC1D16). Gene Ontology annotation, molecular function: GTPase activator activity. The transcript has 7 exons. The coding region runs from base 1398 to 3590 and encodes 730 amino acids. Gene Ontology annotation, cellular component: early endosome. Gene Ontology annotation, biological process: activation of GTPase activity. The record is from RefSeq and is a predicted model, not a curated record. Lineage: Eukaryota; Metazoa; Arthropoda; Insecta; Hymenoptera; Vespidae.
UGUAAACUGUGUAAAAAAACAUCACUGAAGAUAUUUAGGAAACCUAUCCAAUUAAUCGGUUUUAAUUAUUUUUUAUUUAUUUACCAAUAGUAAUUAAUACAAUAAUAUUAUUUAUUUAUUCCUAUUAAAUAUUAUACUCAUUAUUCGGUAAUUUAAUGUAACUGUUGAGUCGUGUCCAAUAUAAAAACGAUUGGUUAGAGAAAUCGAACCGAUCUUUUAAUAUAGGACAAAAAGUCAUACACACGAAAAACAGACACUCUUGAAAAAUCGAAGUUAAAGAAAACGCAGAGUGGAGGAAUGAAUAGAAGGUGAAACGAAUGAGUGGGUAAAGUUCAAAGAUCAAUAAAAAAAGCAAGCGGAGGUGUAACGAGAACGAUAUGUCGAUAGCUCGGGUAGUAGGGCAAAACACGCAGGUUUCGUGAUCAGAUGAAAAUAUUGAUCCUGGAUAAGAGAGAAGCAGCGCGACGCUUUGCAUGUGGCAAGACACGUUUUACGUUCCGUUGUAACGCCGUCUUUACGAGAUCAAGUCGAUGCUUUUCUGCUUGUUCUUGGAAGAGCAGCUGAGGCGUCGCGACGCUACCUAUAUAUCAUGAACAAGUGACGGAGUACGUAUGGACUGUGCUAUGUUUAUAACUCAUCGACAGUGAUCAUUUGCGCUCUCUCUUUCUCUCUCCCUCUCUCUAUCUCUCUAUCUCUAUCUCUCUCUCUCUCUCUCUCUCUCUCUCUCGCUCUCUCUGUGUUUACCGAAAAAAAUAAUUCUUUGUAUAUGUAUGUAUAGCAUCGGUGUUUUUACAUAUGAUAUAUACAUGAUGUCUCUAAGUAAACGUGAUUUUUCUACACAAAAAUAUUUUGUGUAUUAUUGAAUUCGUUCUUUGUAACCAUUAUUGACCUUUGAUUUGGACAUACAUAAUCCGUCGCUUGCAAUCGAACGUUCCUCAACGAGGAACGUAUUUCAAUUUCAUAAGAUCCAGGUGAACCUCUGUAUAGACGCUUUUUCUGAACUGCUUUAUCAAAAAGACCAGAAGUUAACAAGAUUUUCAAUUGAAAGAAGAAUUCGUCAUCGAUAUAAAAACCGAUCUUACGACGAUUCUAUGACUUUUUUUUUCGAAGGAAUAAUCUUCGGGAAAGAACGUUCACGAAGAAAAUAAUAAUUAAGGGUGAAAGAAAAAAAAAAAAGAUUGAAAUGCGUCUCCUCCGUAUAAUAGAUCAGAAGAACGUUUUUUUGUGCCACAUUCGUGCACAUUUCAAACAAGUUACUUGUGAUCGAUUUGUUAAACAAAAAUGAGAAAUAAAAUAAGGAUAAAGGAAGAGAAGAAAAUAAAGAAAAGGUAAGACAUCUAAUAAAAAGCGAAAGAAGUCCAUGCGCCGAAACGGGGGAGAUUCGUUAACCGACGAAGAUGCCGCUUCCGAGUAUUCUCAGGAAAGCGAGCAAUUACAUCCUCGGCGACGGCAGCCAGGAUGAACGUCGUACUAUUUAUCAGGAUGGUGAGGCAUUGUUUUGUAAGAACAAUGUCUGCGUACAUCCCCCAACUUUAACGCGUCAGAAUUCUGACGUCGUGCAUCAUCCUGGAUACAUGACCAUAACCUGUAAGUUUAAUAAAAAUUCUGACGUGCCAACAUUGCAUCUUAGUUGGAUACCUAAUAGCACCUUACGUAAACAUCCAACUACUUUGGAGAGUUUAAAUGUAAGAAAAUUGGAGAGUAUUGUGAUGUCUCGUGAUACUGAAACCAGCGAGCCAUGUCAUACAAAGAUUUCAGAGCUUGGAGAGAAACGCUAUGAGAAUAGUUGCGAGAAGGAAUCUCUGGAGGAGAGAGUCGAUGUUUGUCUGGAAGCAAAAGAACCUAUUAGGUGUGGCGAUUGCGAACGUGUUUGUUCUGGAGGAUUUUCUACCGGAGUACGUAUUUGCGAGGAUGAAGACACUUCCAAGGAUAUUGGAAUCAUUAGAAAGGAGAGAGAUCAAAGGAUUAAUCGUUUUUAUUCAGAAUCAAUGGAAGAAGCAGAAAAAUGUAAGAACACUGUUGACAAUGAUUAUAAAAGUGUAGAAGAUGAUCGGAUACAUUUAUGUUAUGACAAUGUGAGUAUUAAGAGUCGUAGUAUGUCGCUGACUUCUACUUGUAGUCUCUCUAUAUCUACACACACAGAUGCUGAAGAAAUACCAUCAUGGAUGAGAUCGCCUGAACUUCUGGCACUUCAACAUAAUCUUACUUUUCCUGAAAGUGCAACUGCCUCUCCUGUUACAUUGAGAAGAGCUCAUCGAUGUAGAAGAUUUUCCGUGGAUCUUAGUGAAAUGCGAUCCUUGAGGUUAUUCUUUGCAGAUCCAGCUUGUACAUGUGGACAAUUGGUAGUUGCUAGCAGAGAAAGUCAAUACAAGAUUUUACACUUUCAUCAUGGUGGAUUGGAUCGCCUUGCUGCUACUUUACACCAAUGGCAUCAAUUACUUUAUCCUAGAUUAGACGCUGAUACAGAGGAAACUUUACCUUAUAGGCAUUUUAUGGUUUGUCGACCUGAAGUGGGCCGCGAUGAAUUGCAUCCUGAAGAAGGACAAGUUCCAAUGAUUACAUCUUUAGCAUGGAAAGACUUAUUAAAUGAAAAGGGACAAGUAGAAGAUGAUUUGGCUCUCCGUAAAGGAAUCUUUUUUGGAGGGUUGGAACCAGCUUUGAGAAAAAUUGUUUGGCCCUUCCUCUUACAUUGUUAUUCUUAUCAAAGCACUUACGAAGAUCGAGAACAAAUUGAUGCUCUUAGAAGACAAGAAUAUGAGGAAAUUCAAAAACGUAGACUACACAUGAAUCCAGAGCAGGGAGAACGUUUUUGGCGAAAUGUAGUUUGUAUAGUGGAAAAGGAUGUUGUACGAACAGAUAGAGGAAAUCCAUAUUAUGCUGGAGAGGAUAAUCCAAAUAUCGAAGUUAUGAAAAAUAUUUUAUUAAAUUACGCGGUUUAUAAUCCCCGAUUGGGAUACACUCAAGGUAUGUCUGAUUUAUUGGCUCCAUUAUUGGCAGAACUUAAUUCAGAAAUCGAUGCCUUCUGGUGUUUCGCUGGAUUGAUGCAAAGAUCGGUAGCAGUGUGUACACCUACUGAUAUAGAUAUGGAUAGAAAUUUGUGCUAUCUCAGAGAAUUAAUUAGAAUUAUGGUGCCAGAUUUCUAUAUUCACCUACAGAAACAUACAGAUGCCUUAGAAUUAUUAUUUUGUCAUCGAUGGAUCCUCUUGUGUUUAAAACGUGAAUUUCCAACCGAAGUUGCUCUCAUCAUGUGGGAAGCUUGCUGGGUCAACUAUUUAACGGAUCAUUUUCACUUGUUCCUUUGUUUAGCCAUAAUGUGUGUUUACGCUGACGACGUAAUAGCGCAAGAUCUUAGAACCGACGAAAUGCUAUUGCAUUUUAGUUCACUUGCCAUGUAUAUGGAUGGAAAUUUGAUAUUAAGAAAGGCACGCGGUCUUCUUCAUAAUUUUCGUCAGCUCGUUCGUUUACCUUGUACACUUGCUGGACUUUGUCGCCAAUGUGGUCCAGGGAUGUGGGAUAGCAGUCAUGAUCCGGUAAUUGAAUGCAUAGGUCAUGAAGAUGCGUCAUGCCCUUAUUUGGAUAAUUACGAUUAACGACCUAAUUUAUUAUACUAAUGAUUACAUAUAAUUAUAACGUUAUAUGCUUAUUAUAACGUUACAUGCUAAUUUACAUCCGUUACAUCAUAACCGGAUUUAAUGAAAGUAAAAAAAGAAAAAAAAAUAAAUAAAACCGAACACGUUUUCGGUUUGUAAAUACAAAAUUAAGUCUGUCUCUAAAUGUUUUCGAUAUCAUUCACAUUAGUUCGUAUUCGAUUUCAAUAUAAGAUGAUGGUCCAGAUAAUAUGUAUUCAAUGAGUUAUAUCGAUUAUCAAUUUAGUCAAAUCUGAAAAAUACACAUAUCUAUAACAAAAAUACGAUUUUUGAUAAAAACAGCCAACGUUUCAAAUAAAAAUGAACAAGUUUGGUAGUGAUAUAGAAAAUGAUAUACAGCUUUUUAGACAGCGUUCAUAUUGUCAAUCUAUAUAUAGAGUGUUUCGUAAUUUGUGGGACACAUUUCAUCGAUAAUUAGGAAAUGCUAAACAAUGAAAAAUGUUCAUUUAUAUAUAUGAUUCAUUUCACUUUGUUUCCAUGUUGAAAAAUAAGAAUAGCAAUAGUAAAGAACAGUAGACGUACAACAGUUUGGAAGUUUUGCUACAGCAAUUAUUUUAUCCAUACAAAUGGGCCACAUGUUUAUAUGAACUUUUUUCAUUAUUUAUUGUCUUCUGUCCACUAAUGAAAUGAGUCCUACAUGUUACGAAAUAUUCUGUUUAUAUAAUAGAUAAUAAAUAUAUAUUGCCGCGAAUGAUAUAAUUAGACACCAUAAAUGAUAUUGUUCGUCGAUAUAAAAAAAUAUCUACGAUAUAUGUAAAUAUCGAACUUCGUGCGCAAUGAUAAAUAGUUAUCGCGAUUAGAGAAAAUUCACGAAAUAUUUAGAAAUUCUGCACACACAUACCUUUAGUACAAUCGAAGACUGAUGAUCGAAAAGGAUGAAGAAAAUACAAUCAUCCUAGUCUUAAAGUUCAGAAUUAAUUAGAACGAACUCUUAGAUGAUACAAAUUUCAUUUUACGACGAGAUUAAUACGUCGAUUAUCAAUUUUUAAAGGACACAAACAAGAAGCUUUCGAGUGUACAGAACAAAACCAAAGAGAGAAAUCAAAGGCAUCUUUGUAGAGCGACAAAAAAAUAUCUCUUAUAUAUAUAUAACGUAUCUAUUUUAAAAUUCUUUUAUCGCCUCAUAAUAUGAAUCUUUUAUAUAUAUUUAGAUAAUUUUUACUCACUUGCCAUCAUUUACAAGUAUUAUGUUAUUUAUAUAAGUUAUAUAUUUAAUGUGUUUUAUAUUAACUUUUUUGUUUUUUUUAAUUCAAUAUCUAUGUUCUCGUGUUAUAUACGAAAUUUGUUCAUGCCUCAUCGGCUGUGAAUUAUGUAUUCAUAUAUAUUCAUAAUAAUUUAUAUUAUCUCAAUAAAACAUAUAUAUAUAUUUUUUCUGUCCUGUGUGAUUGUAAAAUAUUGUACGUUUUUGUAAAAUGUUAAAUUGUGAUAAAUGUGCGCGAAUGUUCGACCGUUUGCAGAAAUCUUGCAUUUUGGUUAUUCUAUAUAUGUUUUCAAUGCGAUUAAAACCAAUUUAUAAGAUUUCUGAAUUGAACGGUUAACGUGCUUUAACUGUGCUACCUUGUGUUGUUGGAAUUUUAAAGAGAAUUCUAUCUGUGUUAAAAGUCUGUCACACUCGAGUCUAUUAUAAUAUAAACUAUAAAAUAAUAUAAAUAUAUAAGAUAGUAAUAUAUGUAUAUAUGCAUAUAAAUAAAUCUAAAUAAACUUGUACAA